CGGGGGGGUCAGGGGGGUCCAUCGAAACACCUAACACACGAGACAAAACAAGACACACGCACACAAAUGGAUCUUUUCAUGGGUAUUGAUUGAGCUUCUCCUUUUCUUACUCGACAGUUGGCUAUAGCUAUCGUCGUCUAAGCAGCUGCUAUCGGCCACCUGGCUCCCACUCUCCUCCUGCUGCUGCUGCUGGUCGGUGAUGGCCCUCAGUGUGGACCCGUAUGUGUUGAUGCUGGUCCGCUGAGUGUCGGCCUCCCAUGCGUCAAAUAUCUCACGGUCCGUCCACUCGCGGCAGAAGCCGUACACACCGGGCUUACCUGACACACAAACACACACACACACAUGACAAUGCACUGGCUGCAUGUGUGUGUGGGAUUGGCCGGAUGCUUACCCCAAACUGUGCCGCGUUCGCCCAGCCUGUAGCCGCACCCCCGCCCCCGCCCUCCAGAUGCUAUCUGUGUGUCUGCGGCUCCUAUCUUGCUUUUGAGAGCGUUGAUGAGGCCGACAGGCAGGCCGAGCUGCUUCCACUGGUCCGAGGUCAGCUGGCGAAGCGCGUCGGCUCUGACGAUGUGGCAUGGUGAUGAUGAUGUGUGUCUGUCUGUCUGUCUGUCUAUCUAUCUGUGUGGGGUUGUUGCUCACGUGUUGAGCCAUUGGCUGCUGAGUGUGGUGUAGACUUUGAUGGCGUCCUCCUCUGUGCGCCCGUGGGCCAACGCACACUCGCCGAUCAUGGCAUACAACUCAUGCCUGCAUCCAUCCAUCACAUCACCCGCACCACAACACACCACACCCACCACACACCACACACAGCCCACAGCCCACAUGCACACACGCUUACACACACCAACGCACCAGGCUGGCCUUACUGCUGUGGCUGCAGCUGCAGCUGUGGCAUAGAGGACGAAACGAUGCGUGUGCCGACCGGCCGAUGGCUCUCCAUGACGGCCCUGCAGUGAAUGCACUCAGACAUGUAGCAGACAGAACAGUCGUUGGGCGGAGAUCACUGCAUGACGGGCAUUGAGGACUGCAUGUCAGCCUGACUGUGUGAUGGAUUUCAUUUCUCUCGUCACCUGUGGAUGUGGUUCCCUCAGAUCUCUGUGGAGGGAUGUGCCAUGAGAAGUUGGCAAGGAGCGGC
Vitrella brassicaformis is the source of this 1132-nucleotide messenger RNA. NCBI's taxonomy places the organism in Eukaryota, Vitrellaceae. The record is from the annotation of a GenBank genome assembly.